Molecule: messenger RNA, 3509 nt
Organism: Polyodon spathula (Mississippi paddlefish)
Lineage: Eukaryota; Metazoa; Chordata; Actinopteri; Acipenseriformes; Polyodontidae
Product: adenylate cyclase type 5-like
Exons: 22
Coding region: 1-2814 (937 amino acids)
Biological process (GO): adenylate cyclase-inhibiting G protein-coupled receptor signaling pathway; intracellular signal transduction; adenylate cyclase-activating G protein-coupled receptor signaling pathway
Cellular component (GO): plasma membrane
Molecular function (GO): adenylate cyclase activity
Source: RefSeq, a predicted model, not a curated record
AUGGUUACUGUACCAUUGGGAGACUGGUACGAUGCUGUAGCGCUGUCCCAUCACGGGAUGGUUACUGUACCACUGGGAGACUGGUACGAUGCUGUAGCGCUGUCCCAUCACGGGAUGGUUACUGUACCACUGGGAGACUGUUUUGGAGAAGCCUACCUGGUCUCCAACGUGCUGAUCUUCUCCUGCACGAACAUCGUGGGUGUGUGCACCCACUACCCCGCAGAGGGCUCCCAGCGGCAAGCCUUCCAGGAGACCAGGGAGUGCAUCCAAGCAAGACUGCACUCGCAGAGAGAGAACCAGCAACAGGAGCGCCUCCUGCUCUCUGUUCUGCCCCGCCACGUUGCCAUGGAGAUGAAAGCUGACAUUAAUGCCAAACAGGAGGAUAUGAUGUUUCAUAAGAUUUACAUCCAGAAGCAUGACAACGUGAGCAUCCUCUUUGCUGACAUCGAAGGCUUCACCAGCCUGGCUUCACAAUGCACAGCGCAGGAGCUGGUCAUGACUCUCAAUGAGCUGUUUGCGAGGUUCGACAAGCUGGCAGCGGAGAACCACUGUUUACGUAUCAAAAUCCUGGGCGACUGUUAUUACUGUGUGUCUGGACUGCCAGAGGCCCGGGCUGACCAUGCGCACUGCUGUGUGGAGAUGGGAGUGGACAUGAUCGAGGCUAUCUCGCUGGUGCGCGAGGUGACGGGCGUGAAUGUGAACAUGCGCGUUGGCAUUCACAGCGGCCGUGUGCACUGCGGAGUGCUGGGCCUGCGCAAGUGGCAGUUUGAUGUCUGGUCCAACGAUGUCACCCUGGCCAACCAGAUGGAAGCAGGAGGCAAAGCUGGCCGCAUCCACAUAACAAAAGCCACCCUCAACUACCUGACUGGGGAUUAUGAUGUGGAGCCCGGGUUUGGAGGCGAGCGGAAUGCUUACCUAAAGAAAAGCAACAUAGAAACCUACCUCAUUGUGGGCUGCACUGAGAAGCGGAAAGAAGAGAAAGCGACGAUAGCCAAGAUGAACAGACAGCGUACCAACUCCAUUGGACACAACGCUUCCCACUGGUGCUCGGACCGGCCAUUCUACAACCAUCUCGCCACCAACCAGGUCUCUAAGGAGAUGAAAAGGAUGGGAUAUGAAGAUCCCAAGGACAAGAAUUUCAUUUUCAGAAACACACAGGAAAGCAUGAACCCUGAGGACGAGGUGGACGAGUUUCUCGGCCGUGCCAUCGAUGCCAGAAGCAUUGAUCGUUUGCGCUCGGAGCACGUCAAGAAGUUUCUCCUGACAUUCAGGGAGCCAGACCUGGAGAAAAAGUAUUCCAAGCAGGUGGAUGACAGAUUUGGAGCGUACGUGGCCUGUGCUUCUCUCGUCUUCCUUUUCAUCUGCUUCAUACAGAUUGUUAUUGUACCCCGCUCAUCGCUGAUGAUUGGUUACUAUGUGGCCUGUUUCCUUAUCCUUACAGCAGUGAUGUUUGUGUCUGCGAUCUACUCCUGUUUCAGGCUCUUCCCAGCUCCUCUGCAGACCCUCUCCAAGAAGAUCGUUCAGUCCAGGACCAACAGCACGCUGGUCGGGGUCUUCACCAUCCUUCUCGUCUUUCUGUCUGCAUUCGUUAACAUGUUCACAUGCAGCACCAAGGAUAUUCGUACCUGCGUGGCCAAGGAGUUGAACAUGACCCGCAGCAGUGUGAACGCCUGCCAUUUGAGCUCUUCACACUUCAACUACACACUGGACACCAUGGAAGGGUACUGCGGGAGCACCGAGCCCAGCUGCAACUUCCCUGAGUAUUUCUCGUCCGGUGUUUUGCUCAGCCUCCUCGCCUGCUCCGUGUUCCUGCAGAUCAGCAGUAUUGACAAGCUCUUCCUCAUGCUGUUCAUGGAGCUCCUCUACGUGCUCAUUGUAGAGCUGCCGGAAGUGACCCUCUUUGACAAUGCAGACUUGCUGGUCACAGCCAAUGCAAUUGGCCAGUCUAAUGGAACAUGUUCAAUGAACGUGUCCAGGGUAGCUCUGAAGAUCAUGACCCCCAUCGUAAUCACAGUGUUUGUGCUUGCGCUGUAUCUGCACGCCCAGCAGGUGGAGUCCACGGCACGGCUCGACUUUCUCUGGAAACUUCAGGCUACGGAGGAGAAGGAGGAGAUGGAGGAGCUGCAGGCCUACAACAGGAGGCUGCUGCACAACAUCCUGCCCAAGGACGUGGCCGCCCACUUCCUGGCCCGCGAGCGGCGCAAUGACGAGCUGUACUACCAGUCCUGCGAGUGCGUGGCUGUCAUGUUUGCCUCCAUCAGCAACUUCUCUGAGUUCUACGUGGAGCUGGAGGCCAACAAUGAGGGCGUGGAGUGCCUGCGGCUGCUGAACGAGAUCAUUGCUGACUUCGAUGAGAUAAUCAGUGAGGACCAGUUCCGGCAGCUGGAGAAGAUUAAGACCAUCGGCAGCACGUACAUGGCUGCCUCCGGCCUGAACGACUCCACCUACGACAAGCCGGGGAAGACGCACAUCAAAGCGCUGGCUGACUACGCCAUGAGGUUAAUGGACCAGAUGAAGUAUAUUAAUGAGCACUCCUUCAACAACUUCCAGAUGAAGAUAGGUCUCAAUAUCGGCCCGGUCGUGGCUGGGGUCAUUGGUGCAAGGAAGCCUCAGUAUGACAUCUGGGGGAACACAGUGAAUGUAGCCAGUCGCAUGGACAGCACAGGAGUGCCUGAACGGAUACAGGUGACCACAGAUAUGUACCAGGUUCUGAGUGGUUACAACUAUACACUAGAGUGUCGAGGAGUGGUAAAGGUCAAAGGGAAAGGAGAAAUGAUGACCUACUUCCUGAAUGCAGGACCGCCCAGCAGUUAGCAGAACACCUUUUAUUAUUUUUUAUUAUUUUUUAUUAUGAUUUUUUUUAUAUUGUUGAAACCGCUGGCUUGUGGGUCCCAGUAGAAACCUGUCUAAGCAGUGAAGUGCAAGACAAUACAGAUCUAGAGCGACCUGCUGAACAGAACGCCAUGGGCUCUCCCGACGCUGGGAGACACUGGGAGCCAGGCAUGGCAGUAAAGGAAAGGGCCAUUUUCUUUUGGGUGUUGUCAGUGGAGAGGCAGGCCAAGCGAAAGUGACCAAAGAUUUCUUGACAAACUUGUUUCUCAAUGGACCAUGCUGCUGCUGCUGCUGCUGGGAAGAGGGGCACAAAUAAGGCUAUCAAAGUUCCUGCUUUCACAGCACAACCUUUCAUGAUGUGAAGGAAUCGAGUCAGUAUGUAAAGGUUUUCAAAGUGAAUCAUAAAGUCCUCUUCAGGCUCUGGUAAUACUGCACACUGCAGGCGUUACAAGAUACAGACACGCUGGGAUCUGCAGGCUCUGGUAAUGCUGCACACUGCAGACGUUACAAGAUACAGACACGCUGGGAUCUGCAGGCUCUGGUAAUACUGCACACUGCAGGCGUUACAAGAUACAGACACGCUGGGAUCUGCAGGCUCUGGUAAUGCUGCACACCGCAGGCGUUACAAGAUACAGACACGCUGGGAUCUGCAGGCUCUGGUAAUACUGCACACCGCA